This is a messenger RNA of Pieris rapae (cabbage white), 1122 nucleotides long. RefSeq names its product alpha-ketoglutarate-dependent dioxygenase alkB homolog 7, mitochondrial. The record is from RefSeq and is a predicted model, not a curated record. Gene Ontology annotation, biological process: DNA damage response; fatty acid metabolic process. Lineage: Eukaryota; Metazoa; Arthropoda; Insecta; Lepidoptera; Pieridae. Gene Ontology annotation, cellular component: mitochondrial matrix. Bases 175 to 918 code for a protein of 247 amino acids. The transcript is spliced from 5 exons.
UUGACAAUUGACAUUGAGAAUACAGAAAGUGGAAAAUUCAAAUUUCUAAAUAGCAUUUGUUUCUAAUUGAACUACACAAAAGAAUACAAAUAAAAAUCUGAAUUUUUAGACUAGUUACGUUUUAAAGCGGAUAAAAAAAUUAAGUGAGAUUAUAAUUACCCAUACAUUAAUAAAAUGCGCAUACUAACCUUAAACCUAUUACGAAAUAGUAACUUCGAUCUUAAUAAACUGCGAUUUCUCUGUUCUACUGAAAAAGUUAUACAGCCAAAGGGUGAUAUACAAAAAAUUUCUGGUGACCUUCGCAUGAUAGAAUUUCUUCCAUCAUGGAAAGCUGACGAGGACACAGACUUAAGAAAGCAGGUCGUACGCGAUAUGCGAGUGAUUCCUGACUUUAUUAACGAGACUGAAGAAAUUUCUCUACUAUCUGAGGUGGAACCACAGCUUAAACGGAUGAGAUAUGAGUUUGAUCAUUGGGACAAUGCAAUAGAAGGCUAUCGUGAAACAGAGCGUCAAGCAUGGAAUGAGCAGAACAGUGUGACACUGGCAAGAGUUCGGUCAGUUGCAUUUGAGAAUGGUGCAGAGCUUCUACCGCAUACACAUGUUUUAGACCUUGCUCCUGCAGGAUAUAUUAAGCCUCAUGUUGAUGCUGUUCGGUUUUGUGGUGACACUAUAGCAGGUCUGUGCUUGUUAUCUGGAGCUGUUAUGAGGCUCAUGCAUGAGAACAGUCCCGAUUAUGUCUUAGAUGUAUUGCUACCAAGAAGAUCACUUUAUAUUAUGAGCGGCGUGGCGCGAUACCAGUUUAAUCACGCUGUUUUGUCAAAUGAGAAAAGUGUAUGGCGUGGAGGGAAACUGAUCAAGAAGCGGCGAGUAGCAAUUAUUACCAGAGAACAACCAAAAAAACCAGCAGAUAUAAUUUAAAAAAUCUACUAAUCCUUAGGGCUACUCGGAACUCUUUAUAUUACUUUAUAAGGAAGAACUUAAAAUUGCACAGUGAUUUGCCAAAUAAAUUACUGUCCAAUACAUGUUCCGAACUAUUGUAUUUUAUAAAGUUGGCCCUUUUUCUAUCGACUCGGUUUAUAUAAAAUUGUCUGUGAUAACUCUGAACUAAUUGUAUAAAAUAGA